Teleopsis dalmanni is the source of this 1406-nucleotide messenger RNA. RefSeq lists its product as uncharacterized. The record is from RefSeq and is a predicted model, not a curated record. Bases 38 to 1294 code for a protein of 418 amino acids. Gene Ontology annotation, cellular component: mitochondrion. The transcript is spliced from 2 exons. Lineage: Eukaryota; Metazoa; Arthropoda; Insecta; Diptera; Diopsidae.
UCGACAGCACAUUGUUAUCAUAUAAUAAUUUGAGAUCAUGUAUCGCUCAAAAUUAUUAACAUUAAAUAGCGGCAUUACGUUUUUUUUUAAUAGAAAUUAUCUUUCCAACAACUUUAAAGAUGUGAUUAGUAAAAAUAUUAAAAAAGCAAGCUUCUCAGUAACAGAGAAUCUAAAUCUUAAACCGAAUUCUGAUCUAACUGCUAUCAAUUUAGAUUCUAUUGUGAAAAGUCUAAAUCCAAAUGAGGAACAACACAUUGAUUUGCAGAGUUUACUUUUAAAAUUUCGAAUGGGAAAAGAAGCAACUAAAAUGUUUGAGUCCAAUCAAUAUAUAAUUAUUGAUUACUUCUUGGAGUCUGACAACGUUAAAGAGUUAUUAUUGAUACUGAAGAAUAAACGACAUUUUGGGAUAUUUUUAGAUGAAAUAACUGGAAGUUAUAUAUUAGAUAGGUUAUUAAAAAAGUCUGAUUACAUUUCUGCAACACAAAUUGCUGUCGAAAUCAUGUUGCAAGACGAAAUAAAUUCAAAUUUUUUAAAUUUGCUGUCCAUACAAUCUUGCUUUAAUUAUCUGAAACAGUAUUCACCUGAAGAAAUUACACAGGAAAAAGAAGAGAACGAUGUAACUGAGAAAAAGGUGCGAGUGAAAUUUUUACAAUGUUAUGAGCCACAUAAAGUUGAUUAUACACCAGGUUAUAGCAAGGAAUUGAUUAUAAAAACUAUGCAAAAGCUAUCGAGAAAAGUAUCUAGUGAGAUAGCUCUAAACGUAAAUGUAUUGGCCACAGUUUUCAACAAUGAUUUUGAGGAGGCAAUUAGAUUAAUAAAAUCGGGCUCUACAAAACUUCAUAAAGAUGUAUUAAAUGUUUGCUUGACGUUAUCAAAGAAUGAUGACCUAAACACAAACAUAAAUGAAGUACUGCCAAUGAUAAAUGAUGCCACAUUUCAAGAAAAGCUUAACUUAUUAAUAAAUGAAGAAGUCAAAGAAACUGAACAACAACUAACUCAACAGCUUAACCAAAAAAAUGAUUUGUGGGCUACGGCAUAUCAAAAUAGGCUUUCUGAAGAAGAACGAUUAAGAAAACAACUUGAUUGCAUAAAUAAUUCUAAGCAAACAUUAGAAAAAAUAGAAGAUGAAAAGCAGAAAUUAUGGUUCUUUGAUUUAGAAGAAAAAAUUGACCUAGAAAUACACCAAAAAAAGGUUACAUAUCCCAAACGAUGGUUUGGAAAGAAAAAGAAGCCCAGAUCUAUAGAUGAUAGCUAUAUCCCGCCUGAGAUAAUUAAGAAAAGUAAUGCACAUUAGAAAUCUUAACAUAUUCACAAUUUGUUAUUGAAUUAAUUUAAUUCGACUUUUUUUCUGUAUUUAUUCUGUAAACGCAAUGGAGUCAAUACAUAAUACAAUUAUGACUAAUUUC